GUUGAGAAGCAGAGUAUGUCUCGGUACUACCCCGGCGGAGGCGGUGGCGGUGGAGGCCGCAGUUGCUACCGGUGUGGCGAGGAGGGCCACAUCUCGCGCGACUGCCCGAGCGGCGGCGGUGGUUAUGGAGGUGGCGGCGGAAACCGCUCUUGCUACUCGUGCGGUGAGGAGGGUCACAUCUCGCGUGACUGCCCGCGCGGCGGUGGCGGCGGCGGCGGCAGCCGCGCCUGCUACCGUUGCGGAGAAGUGGGCCACAUCUCCCGCGAUUGCAGCAGCGGCGGUGGCGGUGGAUACGGUGGUGGAGGCAGCCGGGCGUGCUACCGGUGCGGAGAGGAGGGCCACAUCUCGCGGGAUUGUCCCAGCGGAGGUGGUGGCGGCGGCGGUUUUGGCGGCAGGAGCCGGGCAUGUUACUCGUGUGGCGAAGAUGGCCACAUCUCUCGCGACUGCCCGCGUGGAGGAGACAGGCACUAGACUCGCUGAGCAGGCGCGGGCGCAGGGGUGAUGUCGAGCACACUGGCGUUCAUACACCAUUGUACAGAGAGGGGGAUCAUUCACGAUUCAUAUGAGACCUUGCAGAGGCGCUGAGGCUGGCUGGGCCUGUCGUACGGCGGCGGCGAUGUUCAGAGACGAUGUCCCCGCAGGGUGGGACGAUUACGGGAUGCGCGGAGAUGACAGACAUUGAGUCGACUCCAGAUACACACCAAAAUGUUGGCUAGUGGCACGAUGAAAUACAAGGCUAAUGGAUG
This is a messenger RNA of Amphibalanus amphitrite, 746 nucleotides long. RefSeq names its product DNA-binding protein HEXBP-like. The record is from RefSeq and is a predicted model, not a curated record. NCBI's taxonomy places the organism in Eukaryota, Metazoa, Arthropoda, Thecostraca, Balanomorpha, Balanidae. The coding region runs from base 16 to 471 and encodes 151 amino acids. Gene Ontology annotation, molecular function: zinc ion binding; nucleic acid binding. The transcript has a single exon.